Messenger RNA from Penicillium maclennaniae, 1533 nucleotides. Its product is annotated as DNA-protein crosslink repair co-factor UBX5. Gene Ontology annotation, molecular function: ubiquitin binding. Gene Ontology annotation, cellular component: nucleus. The transcript is spliced from 3 exons. Lineage: Eukaryota; Fungi; Ascomycota; Eurotiomycetes; Eurotiales; Aspergillaceae. Gene Ontology annotation, biological process: proteasome-mediated ubiquitin-dependent protein catabolic process. Bases 1 to 1533 code for a protein of 510 amino acids. The record is from RefSeq and is a predicted model, not a curated record.
AUGGCUUCCGACGAUGUGGUGGCGCAGUUCACCGAGAUUACCGGCUCUACGCCCGAGUUGGCGACUCAAUAUCUCUCGCUUGCCGACUUUCAAAUCGAGCAGGCCAUGCAGCUCUACUUCGAGAACGGAGGUGCACCAUUAACCGAAGAACCCGCCCGACCUCGUCAGUCUAUUUUCGAGGAUGAAUCUGGAGUGGUCCACAUUGAAUCUGACGACGAAGAAACCGAUCCCGCCCAGGCCCGCCCCUCACAACCACCUGUGGAAUCAUAUUUUGAGGAUGAUGCCGCCAUGGCUCGCCGACUUCAAGAAGAAGCUUACGGAGGCGGAGGCGCUGGGAGAGGCGCCGACAGAGGCUUACAGGACAACGAGGAUGAUGUCCGAGCGCCCAUGGCGCGCACAACUGAAACGUUGGUUGGGCCAGAGAUGGACUUUGGCGACGAGGAUGACAUGCAUGCCAAUAUUCUCAGCCAGUUGCGCUCUCGUCAACGAGGCGGUCGACCUGGAAUCUUUAAUCAGAGAGAUACCUCAUCGAUCUGGACCGGCGGAUCGCAAAGGCACGAUGAACAACUCUCCAUCGCAACUGGCGGCGCAUCCGAGGCAUCAUCUAAGUCCAACAUGCUUGCUGAAAUCGCUCGUGAUGAAGGAAAGGACAAUGAGAAAUGGUUGCUGGUCAACAUCCAAGACUCGUCUGUAUUCGACUGCCAAAUUCUCAACCGGGACCUGUGGAAGGACAAGGGUGUCCAAGAAACCGUAAAAGAGCAUUUCAUCUUCUUGCAGUUCUCGAAGGAUGACCCGCGAGCUGCCACAUACCUCAAUUACUACUUUCAAGCCAGCGACGUCUCCGAUAACUACCCCCAUAUCGCCAUCGUCGAUCCUCGCACCGGUGAACAGAUGAAGGUCUGGUCUGGCCCGCCUGUAGUGAAACCGUCCGAUUUCCUUAUGCAGAUUCACGAAUUCCUGGACCGCUACAGCUUGAAGCACAAUGUGCGCAAUCCUGUAGCCAAGAGGAAAUCAGACAAGAAGGACAGGGAUUUUGGUGCAAUGACCGAGGAGGAGAUGAUGGAAAUAGCCAUGCGGAACAGUCUUGGGGACGGGGUAUCUGCUGGCCCGAAGCUGGAAGACCCUGAUGACCUUACUCGGAGCAUGGACGAUGUCAAAGGCAAGGGCCGCGCGAUUUCCGACGAUGACGAGGAUAUGAGUGGAACAGAGAAAGGUGCCGAGCCAGCUGGAGCUUCUCCGUUCGCCGCCAUUCCCAAUAACAAGCCGCACACUGAGCCCGCCGCGGACCCAGCUACCACCACCCGUAUUCAGUUCCGCCAUCCUUCUGGCCGUGUCAUUCGUCGCUUUGCACUCUCCGACCCUGUUCAGCGUAUCUACGAGUGGCUCAAGGCCGAACCACCGCUGGAGGACAAGGCUGGUGUGGAGUUUGAUCUGAACGCCAUGGGAAAGAACUUGAUAGAGCAUCUGAUGACAAGCAUCGAGGACGCGGGCCUGAAGAACGGCACGGUUAUGAUCGGCUAUCACGAAGAUUAA